This is a messenger RNA of Myotis myotis, 2527 nucleotides long. Its product is annotated as non-histone chromosomal protein HMG-14-like. Lineage: Eukaryota; Metazoa; Chordata; Mammalia; Chiroptera; Vespertilionidae. Bases 1617 to 1925 code for a protein of 102 amino acids. The transcript has a single exon. Gene Ontology annotation, molecular function: nucleosomal DNA binding. Gene Ontology annotation, cellular component: chromatin; nucleus. The record is from RefSeq and is a predicted model, not a curated record. Gene Ontology annotation, biological process: chromatin organization.
CAAUAAAAAUAUAUUUAAAAAGAAAAUAAAUGGUAAGAUUCCUCUCUGAAACCAAUAAAAAUAUAUUUAAAAAGAAAAUAAAUGGUAAGAGAAGGAAUCUUGGGAUAGCAGAAAGGAAAAUAUGGGUAAAUACAGUAGACUUUUCUUCUCUUGAGUUUUCUAAAUUGUUUGAUGGUUGAUGUGAUUCUCAAUAUACCUGAAAGAAAUAGUUAAGACAAUUGCUUUUUGUUUUUUGUUUUAGAGAGAGGGAGGGAGGGAAGGAGGGAGAGAGAGAGAGAGAGAGAGAGAGAGAGAGAGAGAGAGAGAGAGAGAGAGAGAAACAUUGAUGUGCGCAAGAAAAACUGAUUGGUUGCCUCCUGCAUGCACUCCAACUGGGGAAAACCCGCAAUCUAGGUAUGAGCCCAGACCAGGAAUCCAAACCUACCACCUGUUGGUGUACAGGAUGAUAUCCAACCAAUUGAACCACACCGGCCAGGGCAAGACCAUUAUAUUUUAAAUGGGAGAACAUAAAGGGAAGUAAGGUUUCUACACUUCACUGAAAGCAGUAAAAUGUCAGUAAAGUGUGGUGAGAUAUAGACUAUAAUACCUGGAACAACCACUAAGAAAGCUAUAUAAAGCUGGGUACUGGAAAUAUUGGUGGGAAAAUAUAUAAAGUAUAUGACUGUCUAACCACUAAGCUGUACACCCGAAAUACUAUAGAUAAAUCAAAAUGGAAUGUUAAGAAGUAUUCAGGUGAUCCACAGAAGUCAGGAAAAAGAAAACGAAGAUUUUAGUAUCAUGAUGUAUUAUACUUGUAACCAGGUUAAAAAAUAAUAAAAAUACGUUAUAAAAUCUAAAAAAAAUAAAGAAAAAAAUAGAACAGACUGAAAACAAAGUAAAAUGACAGAUUUAAGCCCUAACAUAGCAAUAAUUAAAUGGAAAUGGUCUAAAUAUAUUAUGACCUAACUAUAUGCUACUUAUAAGAAACUCACUUCAAAUAUAAAAGUUUUGUUUGUACAAGUUUUAUUUAUAAUAGCCAAAACUGGAGGCAGGAAGGGAACAAAGUGUCCUGCAAUAGGUGAAUGGCUAAGCAAACUGUUACAUCCAUACCAUGGCAUACACCUCAACAAUAAAGAUGGAAUGACCUGUUGAUACAUGCAGCAACUUGAAUGGAUCUCCAUAGCAUUGUGUGAAGAGAAAGGGAAAAAAGCCAUCUCAAAUGGUUACACACUAUGUGAUUCCAUUUCUACAUAACAUUUUCAAAAUGACAAGAAUAUGGAGCUAGAGAAUAAAUGGUUUCUAGGGCUUAGAGAGAAUGAAAGGAAGGGAAUGGGUGUCACUAGGAAGGGGUAGCUUGCCCCUCAGUUGGUGAGCAGAUGAACAAAUUCAGGUGUAUUCAGACAAAGGAAUACUACUCAGCAAGCAAACGGAGUGAAAUAAUAAUAUACACAAAAACAUGGUGAAUCUUAAAAUCAUUUUGGUUGUGAAAAAAGCCAGGCAAAGUUCCCACUGCCCCCAUCACGGGUCCAAGUAGCUUGGGCAGCGAAAGAAGUGGCAGCAGCCAGGCAGCCCAGGUUUGAGAAGCCACUAGGCGCACAUGGCCCUCAGGCACCCAGCACGCACCACCCCACUGCCAGAUGCCCAAGAGAAAGGUCUGCUCUGCCAAGGAGGAGCCCAAGAGGAAGUCGGCAAGAUUGUCAGCCAAACCUGUUCCUGCAAAAGUGGAAACAAAGCCAAAAAAGGUGGCAAAAAUAAAUAAAUCUUCAGACAAAAAAGUGCAAGCAAAAGGGAAAGGGGGAGCAAAGGGAAAGCAGGCCGAAGUGGCUGACCAGGAACCUAAAGAAGAUCUACCUGCAGGAAAUGGAGAAAUUAAAAUCCAGGAGAGUCCGGCCUCAGAUGAAGCAGGAGAGGAAGAAGCCAAGAAAUAUCAGUUUUGGCUAUUAUAAAUAAAACUUGUACAAACAAAACUUUUAUAUUUGAAGUGAGUUUCUUAUAAGUAGCAUAUAGUUAGGUCAUAAUAUAUUUAGACCAUUUCCAUUUAAUUAUUGCUAUGUUAGGGCUUAAAUCUGUCAUUUUACUUUGUUUUCAGUCUGUUCUAUUUUUUUCUUUAUUUUUUUAGAUUUUAUAACGUAUUUUUAUUAUUUUUUAAUAAAUAUCUUAGACCAUGUCUUACCCGUGGUCCCUGUCUCCCUUCUUGUACAAUUCCAGAGGAAUAGUUUUAUCAACUGUUUUGUCAAUGCAAGUUUUUUAGUAACUCUAGAAACAUUUUUAAGAAGGAGGGAAUUCUACCUCAUCCCAUUUUUUUAAGUGUAAAUGCUUUUUUUUUUUAAGAGGUGAAACCAUUUGCUGGUUGUUUAUUUUGGGGUACAACCAGCAAAGAGUGGGAUAUUGAAUAUGGGAGGCUUUGAUUGUCUUGGGUGUCAGCUUAACAUCCAAUAGAUGAGGGUAGUUUUUAUAUCUUCUAAUACAAAGCAAACUAAAUGGCAAUUUGGAGUCAGUUGUGCAUUUGCUAUGUCUUGAACAUUUUAACUUACUUCUAUUCCCAUGU